Zophobas morio is the source of this 2816-nucleotide messenger RNA. Its product is annotated as mediator of RNA polymerase II transcription subunit 25-like. The record is from RefSeq and is a predicted model, not a curated record. Gene Ontology annotation, cellular component: mediator complex; transcription regulator complex. Gene Ontology annotation, biological process: positive regulation of transcription by RNA polymerase II. The transcript is spliced from 11 exons. Bases 99 to 2765 code for a protein of 888 amino acids. Lineage: Eukaryota; Metazoa; Arthropoda; Insecta; Coleoptera; Tenebrionidae.
AAAUGUCCUAAAUUUUGACGUUCGUCGUGUUUAAAAUGGCUGUUGGUGUUUGCAGAAUGGAGAAAUUUUCUUGGUUUUUGUAAUUUAUUGAGUAAAUAAUGGUCGUGUGUCCUGCAGAUCACGGCCUACAGGCCGAUAUAAUUUUCGUUAUUGAAGGGACUGCAGUCAAUGGGGCCUACAUCAACGAUCUGAAAACCAACUACAUCAUUCCAUCUUUAGAAUAUUUUAGUCAAGGAAACAUAGAUGAAAGUAAUUAUUUAUCCGAAGGUGUCAAUUCCUACUAUGGCAUCGUUGUUUACCAAGCUGCUGACUGCUUACCCCACCCCAGCAGCGACACUAUUGGUCCGUUCGUCAGCCCAAACAAACUGUUGAGUGCCAUUGACAAAUUGGAGUUAAUUGGAGGAAAGGGCGAAUCUCAUGCCAAUGUUGCCGAGGGUCUGGCGACGACCCUUCAGUGCUUCGAGGAGUUACAACAAAAACGCGACAACAACGGCAACGUCCAAAGACACUGUAUUCUAGUGUGUAACUCGCCCCCUUACUCCCUUCCAGUAUUCGAGACACAUGCUUACUCUGGCAAAACCUCCGAGCAACUGGCCACGAUUCUACAAGAAAAAAACAUCAACUUAUCCAUCAUCUCCCCUCGCAAGAUCCCCUCCCUCUACAAGCUAUUCGAGAAAGCCGGCGGCGACUUAUCCGCCUCCCAGACGAAAAACUACGCCAAAGACCCCCGCCACCUCGUCCUCCUGCGCGGCUUCAGCCUCAAAGAGCGCCCCCUCAGCCCCCCUCCAGGUACUGUCACUUCCGGCCAGCCCCAAAUCCCCAACUCAUCCAUCCCCAUCACUUCUCUCCCAAGCCCCCUAGCCAACAGCGACAGCCCCAUCUCCGCCUCCCAGAGCCUCGCCAACAGCAGCACGAACGCCGUCCCCGCCGGAGUGGGUCCCAGCCCCGUCUACCGUCCCCCCGGUGGCCAAGGUAUGGCCCAAAUACCCCAACACUCUCAAAGUAUGGUCACUCCGGGCAUGGUAGGUAUCGUGAACGCGCGCGGCACUAUGAUGGGCAACAAUCCCAUGAACAUACCGCAGUUACCGGCACCUCCCGGAUACCAUCAAGCGAAUCGACCGCCAAGGUGGCCGCCGAUGAUGCCGCCGACGCAGCCCAGGUCCUACCUCCAGCAGAACCAGCAGGCGAACACGACGCAGAGCAGCGCUCUGAUCGCCCAGCUGACGCAGCCGCCGAACUCGCUGGCGGGCACGGGGGUGGGUCAAUUCGCGCAGAUGAACAACAACUCGCCGAUGGGUAACCAGCAGGCGCAACCGCCGCUGAAGAUUAAUCUAAUGAACCAGCAGAACCAGCAGCAGAACGUGCAGACGAGCAUGCCGCAGAAUCCGACGGGCGGGAUACAGACGAGCUUGGCGCAGGUGUCGCAGCAGAACCAGGCGGUCACGUCGCCGGCGCAGAGCACCAGCCAGCCGGCCCAGCCGCUGGGUCCAGGCCGAGAGCGCCACUCCAUCUGGCAGGGUCUGCUCGAAUGGAUCGAAAAACCAAAAAACCCUACCGACCAGCAGAAAGUUACCAAACAUGUCCCCUGUCAAGUUUCGGCCAACUCCAAAGAUGGCGAGCCUGAAUUGAAAGCGGACGGUUGGCCCUCGAAGCUUAUCAUGCAACUGAUGCCCAAACAGCUCAUCGGUAACAUCGGCGGUGCCCACUUGAAAAAUUCAAAGUCGGUUUUGUUCCACCCCCAGCCGUGCGAGGCUCUCGAUUCUUUAACUAAAGUGAUGAGUUCGGGAUUCGCUGGGUGCGUCCACUUCACCAGUGUUGCCAACCCUGCAGCCUGUGACAUUAAGGUCCUAAUUCUUCUAUAUACAGCCGAAAAACGGGCCUAUUUGGGCUUCAUACCCAACGAUCAGGGGGCUUUCGUUGAUAGGUUGCGCAAAGUCAUCCAACAACAAAAGUCCACCCAGAUCAUGCGCCAGACUCAAGGUGGUGCUGGGCAGCCACUCAAUCCUCAAACCUCUGGCGCUCUAGCCCAAAUGGGAAAUAGUCCCGUGACGUCACAAACAACCCAGCAGGGUUUGAUGAUGCAGACGAACACCAUGGCGAUAGGCGGCGGGCAGAUGACCCAGAACGUGGUAACGUCGAGCGGGCAGCCGGGAAUUCUGGGCCAGAACGUACCCGGUGGUGGAAUGCCACCAAGGAUACGAGUUCAGAACAUGCAGCCCAGCAUGGGCCCUCAGUCAAGCCAGGCGGGCCCUAACCAACCCAACAUGGGCAUGGGGAUGAUAGGCACGCCUGCGCAGAGAGCGCCCUUCGAGAACCAACUCCAAGUGGAGCGACAACAAAACCUCGAAAAAAUCAACCAAUUAAAACAAACCCUGGAGGCGGCGCAACAACAAGAACAACAAUACAAGAGCCAGCUGGAGAAGAUCAGUCACAUGAAGACGUCGCAGCUGCAGGAGGCGCUCCAGAUUUGCCAACAAACCGAAAUGAAGUACAAAAUUCUAGAUCAGCAGCAAAGGAUGGCCAAUCAGGCUAACCAGCAAGCGGCGACUGCGCAGCAGCAGCAGAGGAUGAUGAGGCCCGUGAUGGGAGGGAACAACCCAGGUUUGAGGCACUUGUUGCAGCAGCAACCUCAGUACCGGCAGCAGUUGAUGAACAUGCAGCAGAUGGCGGGGAGCGGACCGAGGCCACAGAUGGCGCAGCAGAUGCCCAAUUCUGGGAAUUCGCAACAGUCGGGAUUUGAUGAGGUUUCGUACGAUUUUAUGUAACGUUGGGUUUCAUUGUUGGACGAGAAUAAAGAUUUUAGUAUGAGGUUUCAA